CAAGAAAAUGAGGACACGAGGACGAGGAGGACACGAGGACGAGGAGGAUGCAAGAAAAUGAGGACAGGGGAAGAAGAGGAGGACAUGAGGACGAGGAGGACACAAGGGGACGAGGAGGCUGCAGAAGGUGGAGGCUGCAGGAGUUGCAGAGGACGCUGCAGGAACAAAGAGCGCGGUGCAAGGGAUGCAAAGGGUCUGCGAGGAGCACGAAGCAAAGGAUCUGCAAAGAGGAUGGUGCAAAGAGCAAGGUGCAAAGGAUUUGCAAAGACCAUGAUGCAAAGAGCACGAAGCAAAGGAUUUGGAAAGAGCACGACGCAAAGACCUUCCUGCAAAGAGAUGCAAGGGAUUUGCGAAGAGGGUGGUGGAAAGACCAAGAUGCAACGACCAAGAUGCAAAGGAUUUGCAAAGACCAAGAUGCAAAGAGCAGGAUGCAAGGAGCAGGAUGCAAGGAGAUGGAAAGGAGUUGCAAAGACCAAGGUGCAAAGACCAAGGCGCAAGAAUUUCCAAAGACCAUGAUGCAAAGAGAAGGAUGCAAAGGAUUUGCAAAGACCGUGAUGCAAAGACCAAGAUGCAAAGAGGAUGAAGGAAAGAUUUGCAAAGACCAGGAUGCAAAGACCAGGAUGCAAAGACAUGGAAAGGAUUUACAAAGACCAAGAUGCAAAGACCAUGACGCAAAGACCACGAUGCAAAGAUUUUCAAAGACCGAGGUGCAAAGACGAAGAUACAAAGAGGACGAAGGAAAGAUUUGCAAAGAACACGAUGCAAAGAGCAAGAUGCAAAGAUUUACAAAGACCAUGAUCCAAAGAGGAUUAAGCAAAGGAUUUGCAAAGAUGAUGCAAAGACCAAGAUGCAAAGAGGACAAAGGAAUGAUUUACAAAGACCAAGGUGCAAAGACCAUGAUGCAAGGAUUUGCAAAGACUAAGAUGCAAAGAACAGGAUGCGAAGACCAAGAUGCAAAGAGAUGGAAAGGAUUUUCAAAGACCAUGAUGCAAAGACCAAGAUACAAAGAGGAUGAAGGAAAAAUUUGCAAAGCCCAUGACUCAAAGAUUUCCAAAGACCAUGAUCCAAAGAGGACAAAGCAAAGGAUUUGCAAAAAACACGAUGCAAAGACCAAGAUGCAAGGAGGACAAAGGAAAGAUUUGCAAAGACCAAGGUGCAAUGAUUUGCAAAGACCACGAUGCAAAGAGCAAGAUGCAAAGAUUUACAAAGACCGUGAUCCAAAGAGGAUUACGCAAAGGAUUUGCAAAGACCACGAUGCAAAGAGCACGAAGCAAAGGAUUAGCAGGGACCGCGAUGCACAGAGCCGCCGCCUGCACCGCCGCGCGCCCCCCGCCCCGCCCAGCCCGGACAAAAGUGAGCUUUUGGUCUGCUUUCCAACAAAAAUCCAUUGUUUUGCUUUAUUUCCGUCGGUUCGCCCUCGGGGAGGGGGGUUCACAGGUUUUGCACCGCGGAUACAAGUCUCGAGGGGGGAGGUUGACAAGUCUGGGGUUGCAGAAACAGAGUUUUGGGGGAUUUGGGGUACAUUUUGCAUCGAAGAAACACGGUUUUUUGCACUGCAGAAACAUUUCUGGGGAAUUUUUAACCAUUUUGCAUUGCAGAAACAUUUUUUUUUGGCAUUGCAGAAACAUUUUGAGGGGCUUUUUGGCACAUUUUGCCCUGCAGAAACAUGUUUUGGUGGAAUUUGGACACUUUUCCCACUGCAAAAACCAGCUUUUGGGGAGACUUUAACACGUUUCACACUGCAAAAUGAAAUCUGGGGGGGAUCUCAACACAUCCCACGUUGA
Messenger RNA from Cygnus olor (mute swan), 1784 nucleotides. RefSeq lists its product as uncharacterized. The coding region runs from base 48 to 1784 and encodes 578 amino acids. NCBI's taxonomy places the organism in Eukaryota, Metazoa, Chordata, Aves, Anseriformes, Anatidae. The record is from RefSeq and is a predicted model, not a curated record. The transcript has 5 exons.